AUGGCCACUGGAUCUGCAGUUUCCUGGAUGACUCCAAAGUUGAGAAGAUCACUGUCCAGCAAUGGAAAGCAGCCCUCAGAAGGUCCCGUCUGUGGCUUAAAGACCCAGCUCUCCAAUCAAUCAGCUUGCUACCCUGGACCCUAA
Orycteropus afer afer is the source of this 144-nucleotide messenger RNA. The record is from RefSeq and is a predicted model, not a curated record. NCBI's taxonomy places the organism in Eukaryota, Metazoa, Chordata, Mammalia, Tubulidentata, Orycteropodidae.